Messenger RNA from Salarias fasciatus (jewelled blenny), 1350 nucleotides. RefSeq names its product anti-silencing function 1Ba histone chaperone (gene asf1ba). The transcript is spliced from 4 exons. Gene Ontology annotation, cellular component: nucleus; chromatin. Bases 271 to 864 code for a protein of 197 amino acids. NCBI's taxonomy places the organism in Eukaryota, Metazoa, Chordata, Actinopteri, Blenniiformes, Blenniidae. Gene Ontology annotation, molecular function: histone binding. The record is from RefSeq and is a predicted model, not a curated record. Gene Ontology annotation, biological process: DNA replication-dependent chromatin assembly.
GGACGCUCGGGUAGGGUAGCGAAAGCGGCGGGAGAGCUUCAACACAUCCUCAAAUUUAUUAAUCUUCUCUGUUCUGACCUUUGAUUUGGUAGCUGCUGUGAUAUUUGACGGACAAAGGAGGCGCUUACUGCUACAACCCGGCGCCGUGUCUCUUAUAGAAACGCGUUCAUGCGUUGCUUUUGAAGAAUUCCCGGGAAAUUUGUGUGAACGUUUGUUGUUUUUUUUCUUCUUUUUUUUUUUAAUUAGCUCCGUGUUAGCGGUUUGACAGCAAUGGCGAAGGUACAGGUGUUAAACGUGGCGGUCCUAGACAACCCGAGUCCCUUCAGAAACCCCUUCCAGUUUGAAAUAACCUUCGAGUGUAUGGAGGACCUCCCUGAAGACCUGGAAUGGAAAAUCAUCUAUGUGGGCUCAGCCGAGAGUGAAGAGUAUGAUCAAUGCCUCGACUCUGUCCUGGUGGGCCCGGUACCCGCUGGGAGGCACAUGUUUGUCUUUCAGGCCGAUGCUCCAAACACUGGGCUGAUUCCUGAAAGUGAUGCUGUCGGUGUCACUGUCGUGCUUAUUACCUGCACAUACCGAAGCCAGGAGUUCAUUCGGAUUGGUUACUAUGUGAACAACGAGUACACAGACCCCGAGCUUCGAGAAAACCCUCCAAUCAAGCCAGACUACACACAGCUGCAGAGAAAUAUUCUAGCGUCAAAUCCACGCGUUACCAGGUUCCAUAUAAACUGGGAUGGCUCUACAGAGAGAAUGGAAGACUCUGAAAAUGUGGAUCCCUCCUCAAACUCCAUGCUCCCCCCAUCCUGUCUCCCAGGCAAGGCCCCACCUCUGGGGAUGCUUCCGGAUAACUCCAUGGACUGCUUGUAGGAAGCUCCAAAGCCCUGAAAAGGUGGCGACUUACAGCACGAGGUCCUAUUUUUGAGCGAUGCCUAUGGACAUUCUGGAGUGGAUAAAUGGAUGUACUGACAUCCUGGCCUUAUUGCUGUCCCUUGUUCUCGAUAACUUCUAAAAAAAUAAACUCACCUUGGGCUUCAAAAGCAGUCGUUGCAGUGAAGAUUGUGAACAUCUUACUGGAAUGAUCAUUUACAGAUGGAGAGUUUCUCGUUGUGGUUUUGACAGCAAUAUUAGAUUGUGGGAUAGAAACAGCAGCUAUGAAAAUAUUCAGUUGAACUGAAACACAAAUGAACAAAGAACUGUUUUGUUUUUGUUUGUUUUUUUCCUCUUCUUUUACUGGUGUGAAAGAAAUUUGUACCGAUUUAAGACUCCACCACUGAAGCAAUAGGCAAAAAAAGAAAAAAAAAAAAAGCAAUAUGUUACUGUACAGAUUUUUGAUAAUUCUGUCUUCAUAUUUUU